GGCCCAAAAGAAGAAUAAGAUGUGACGCGGGUAAGUUUGAAAUUUGAGUCCCAUGGUUGUUCUGAGCGACUGCAGAGACAUUUGCAAGGUGCUGGUGUGGUUCACACACACAAGGUCCCUCCGGAAGGGUCUCCAACUCCAUGGGCAAGUUAUCAAAUUAGGGUUCGAAGCCAUUCCAUUGGUGUGCCACCACUUGAUCAACUUCUACUCCAAAACCAACCUCCCUCACUCUUCGCUCAAACUCUUCGAUUCUUUUCCCCACAAAUCCGCCACCACAUGGAGCUCCGUCAUCUCCUCCUUCGCCCAGAACGACCUCCCCCUCCCUGCUCUCCGCUUCUUCCGCCGCAUGCUCCGCCACGGCCUCCUCCCCGACGAUCACACACUCCCCACCGCCGCCAAGUCCGUCGCUGCCCUCUCCUCCCUCCCCCUCGCCCUCUCCCUCCACGCCCUCUCCCUCAAAACCGCCCACCACCACGACGUCUUCGUCGGAAGCUCCCUCGUCGACACGUACGCUAAAUGCGGCGACGUCAACCUCGCGCGCAAGGUGUUCGACGAAAUGCCUCACAAAAACGUCGUCUCCUGGAGCGGUAUGAUAUACGGAUAUUCUCAGAUGGGUCUCGACGAGGAGGCUUUGAACCUGUUUAAACGUGCUCUGGAGCAGGAUUAUGAUAUAAGGGUUAAUGAUUUUACGCUUUCUAGUGUUUUGAGGGUGUGUAGUGCUUCCACGUUGUUUGAGCUGGGGAAGCAAGUGCAUGGACUGUGCUUUAAAACAAGUUUUGAUUCUUCAUGCUUUGUGGCUAGCUCGUUGAUCUCGUUGUACUCUAAGUGCGGGGUUGUAGAAGGAGGUUACAAGGUUUUUGAGGAGGUGAAAGUUAGGAACCUUGGCAUGUGGAACGCAAUGUUGAUUGCGUGUGCUCAGCAUGCACAUACAGGGAGAACAUUUGAGCUGUUUGAAGAGAUGGAGCGUGUUGGGGUGAAGCCUAACUUCAUCACAUUUUUGUGUCUGCUUUAUGCGUGCAGCCAUGCAGGGUUGGUGGAGAAGGGGGAACACUGCUUUGGGUUGAUGAAGGAGCAUGGUAUUGAACCGGGGUCGCAGCAUUAUGCUACAUUGGUGGAUUUGCUUGGUCGUGCUGGGAAGUUGGAGGAAGCGGUUCUGGUUAUCAAGGAAAUGCCAAUGCAGCCCACAGAAUCUGUUUGGGGGGCUUUGUUGACAGGGUGUAGGAUUCAUGGAAACACUGAAUUGGCUUCCUUUGUGGCUGAUAAGGUUUUUGAGAUGGGUGCUGUGAGUUCUGGGAUUCAGGUUUUGUUGUCUAAUGCUUAUGCUGCUGCUGGAAGAUGGGAGGAAGCGGCAAGGGCGAGGAAGAUGAUGAGGGAUCAAGGAAUAAAGAAGGAAACUGGGUUGAGUUGGGUGGAGGAGGGGAAUAGGGUUCAUACAUUUGCUGCUGGGGAUAGGUCUCAUGGGAAAACCAGGGAAAUUUAUGAGAAGUUGGAGGAGUUGGGAGAGGAAAUGGCGAAAGCCGGUUAUGUUGCAGACACUUCUUUUGUGUUGAAAGAAGUGGAUGGGGAUGAGAAAAGUCAAACUAUAAGGUAUCAUAGUGAAAGGUUGGCCAUUGCGUUUGGACUUAUUACUUUCCCUCCAGAAUGGCCUAUCAGGGUAAUGAAGAACUUGCGAGUUUGUGGUGAUUGCCACACUGCCAUCAAGUUUAUUAGCAAGUGUACUGGAAGGGUGAUUAUUGUGAGGGACAAUAACCGGUUCCACCGAUUUGAGGAUGGGAAAUGCACUUGUGGAGAUUAUUGGUGAUGAUGAUAAGGUGCUGCAUGACAUGAGACUGAUGAGAAUCACUGAAAAAAAUCAUCUCACGACUUGUUUUUGCUAUCUCACCACGUACAAAAUCGUGGUAAUUUUGACACUUUUUGUCAUUUAUUUAUUUUUUGAUAUUACUGCUAACAUGAUCCGAGGAAAAAUAGGAAGCCUAUAGUACUGUACUCAAAGAAGAACUUCAAAAGAAAAUUCUUAAGACUAGCUAUUAUUUCAUUUAUAAAAUCAAGUGUGUCAUUUGCCAACCUAAUCUGCAUUUUUGUUGAUAUU
Messenger RNA from Glycine soja, 2089 nucleotides. RefSeq names its product putative pentatricopeptide repeat-containing protein At5g52630. Gene Ontology annotation, molecular function: RNA binding; protein binding; zinc ion binding. Gene Ontology annotation, biological process: RNA modification. NCBI's taxonomy places the organism in Eukaryota, Viridiplantae, Streptophyta, Magnoliopsida, Fabales, Fabaceae. The transcript has a single exon. The record is from RefSeq and is a predicted model, not a curated record. Bases 53 to 1801 code for a protein of 582 amino acids.